AUGGAGUCAGCCAGUGCUCCAGGAACCGUUGACCACGAUUCCGCUCCCCCUCAAGAUGAAGAUUGGUAUCCCCUCACUGAUGGCCAUGGAGGAUUCGUUGAUGUUGGGACUCUUUCGGACCAGCCGUCACCUCCCCCUCAACUUGAAAGCGAAGGUCUUUAUCACGAUGAUUUAAUCGGGGUCAGUAUCAGUCAAGUUCAAACUCAGAUGAGAUCUCCGGAAACGCCGGCAGCUGAGAAAGCGAGAGCUCUCAAUCUACCACUGGAAUAUUUCGAAAAAUUUUCCACACUAAACGAAGCAAUUGAAAGUGAUGAUCAGCAGGAAUCCCAGACUGAGACGGCCGACAACAACCUGAAGCCUCCACCGCGUUCCAGACAUGGCCGGAAAUCUGUAUCGCCGGACGGACCGACGGAAAGGAGAUCCGCCUCACGGGACCCGCUCACCUCUGAUCGCCAGGAAAGAUUCUACGGUCAAAUUGAGCCGCCAGAUCUAUCACUCGACAGAAGCUAUCCAUCACAGGUUCCAAGCCCGCAGGAACCUGAGCGAACGACACCCCCGCCUUGGGAAUAUCAGGUCCCACCACAAUCCCGGCACUCCCCAAACGACAUUCACCAACAGGAUGUCUCUCAGGAAGAUGCUCAAAGGCCGCAUUCCCAUCGAUUGUCAAUUACCAAAACCCUUUUAAGUGCCGCCGGAAGUGAUGGAAGGCGGCGUUCGUCAUCUGGCCCAACGGCAAUACUCUCUAACUUAAGAAAAUUUCUACCCGAUCUUCCCGCUGGCCCCUUCAAUAGGAGUUCCAUUUCCGUUCUGCCAUUAAGCCACAAAACUCCUGGUCAAGAAAGCCUCGUCAGCAGGUCAAAUAUACCAACGGAUCGGUCAAGAACAUUUCGGUGGUCAGUUCGAGAACCUCUAGAACGACAAGAGUCGAAUGUGUCCGGUUUGGGUGUCCAGCCGGAGCGUGCAACAUUCCAUAACCUUACCAACAUUCCAAGACCAGGUCAUGGUCUGGAGGGAAACGUCGAAUCCGUACUCUCCCCCGUCCGUCCUGCGUCUACCAAAAGUCGUGCUCGGUCCAAUUCCGAGAGUUCUCUCUAUAUAAGGAGAAGAGUAUCCGGAGUAUCGACCUAUGAUGACAUCAAUGCUUUUGCCAACGUCACCGAUAUGGCCAACUCGCGAUUCAAAGCCAUAACAGACAGCUUUCAGAAUUCGACCCUGAAGUUGCCCAAGCUACCAACGAUGCGGCCGUCACUAAAGCGCAUGUUGUCUCCCGAACAAAUGCAGGCCGAGGCUCCAAGAGGAGUGAAUGAGACUUCAACCACCAGCUAUGGGCGCAUACAUCAUCAGCAGUACACAAAUGUCAAGAAUAUACGAAUUACAACGAAGGGUAUUGAAGUGGAAACCCCACAGCAAAGAGCGCAUCCAAUAUUAUCUCAUGCCUUGUCCAAAACGACCGGAGAUAUUGUUGUUCUAGGCGGCUAUCGCGGAUCGAUAUUGAGAUCAGCUCAGCCUCCUCAUAGACAACUUUGGGUGCCUCUGAAAGUGGGACUGAAUCUCCGUAAAGUUGAUCUCGAGGUUGGUUUGACACGAGAAGACGAAGAACGAAUGGAGGAGACUAUCAUACCCUCCGGUGUUCUCUCACAUAUCGGCCCGAUCGACAUAUGCCGGAGAUUACUCAAGCAUCUGAAGAAAUGUCCUAACACGCGCGAGAGCAAGCUCAGGGUGCAUGAUUGGGGAUAUGAUUGGCGACUCAGCCCAGAUCUGCUAAGCCAAAGGCUUAUCAAGUUUCUGGAGUCGUUGGAGUGCAAUCAUCCGGAAACUCCACCUGAGAAACGAGGAGCAACGGUUCUUGCACACAGCCUGGGAGGCAUCAUUACUCGACAUGCAGUCAAUCAAAGACCAGAUCUUUUCGCUGGAGUGAUUUAUGCCGGUGUUCCUCAACACUGUGUGAAUAUUCUCGGGCCGUUACGCAACGGUGACGACGUUCUUCUCAGUUCCAGAGUUCUUACCGCGCAAGUCAACUUUACCUUGAGAACCAGUUAUCUUCUUCUUCCCGAAGAUGGACGUUGCUUCAUUCAGAAACAUACCAACAAGAGAUAUGAUUUGGAUUUUUUCGACCCUCAUGUCUGGGAUGAAUAUCGGCUUUCUCCUUGUAUCAACCCCCCGUUGCCCCACAGCAUCAAAGAUAAUGAGCGAGCGAAGAGUAUUAUUGGCGCUCUUUCUGACAGCGUCCCCCUCCCUAACAUACGGGGCUCCUGGUUUGGUGGGCAAUCCACGAUCUCUUCAGAGCCUAGCCAGCUGGAGGAAGCAGCGAAUCAGCGGGCGGCGGACGCAGCCGGGGAGUUGGGCCACAGCACGGAGCAAGUGGUCGAACCAUCAAUGAAACAGCCUCAGCACCGAUCUUCGGUUGCGACCGCAUGCACGAUUCCGAAAGAUCGGGCCGAAGAAUAUCUCGCGCGGACGUUGGCGGAAGUUUUGGCGUUCAAACGACAGCUGAAGCACAAUCCUAGCCAUCAAGAGAAGAACCUCUAUCCGCCGCACGCAUAUAUCUUCGGAAAAACGGUGCCGACGGUGUAUGGAGCACGGGUCGCCAAUAGGGAAGCGAUCAAAUAUGCCAAUGCGUUUGACGAUUUAGCAUUUGCAGCAGGAGACGGCGUGGUCCUGGCCAGUGCCGCUCAAUUGCCCGAAGGAUAUCGAUGUGUGAAAGGAGGCCGGGUGGAAAGUGAUCGAGGACAUGUGGGUAUUCUAGGAGAUUUAGAAGGGGUGGGACAAUGUCUUGAGGCUGUGAUCGAUGCUAGAGCGAAAGGCGUUGGAUUAGGGGAAAUUUCUGCUCGCAACACGAGCAGUUCAAACGGUUCAUGA
Rhinocladiella mackenziei CBS 650.93 is the source of this 2859-nucleotide messenger RNA. RefSeq lists its product as uncharacterized. The record is from RefSeq and is a predicted model, not a curated record. The transcript has a single exon. The coding region runs from base 1 to 2859 and encodes 952 amino acids. Gene Ontology annotation, molecular function: triacylglycerol lipase activity. NCBI's taxonomy places the organism in Eukaryota, Fungi, Ascomycota, Eurotiomycetes, Chaetothyriales, Herpotrichiellaceae.